Messenger RNA from Aspergillus eucalypticola CBS 122712, 448 nucleotides. RefSeq lists its product as uncharacterized. Bases 78 to 323 code for a protein of 81 amino acids. Lineage: Eukaryota; Fungi; Ascomycota; Eurotiomycetes; Eurotiales; Aspergillaceae. The record is from RefSeq and is a predicted model, not a curated record. The transcript has a single exon.
UCUGCUUCGUAUUUAGAUAUCCAAUCCACAAUUUCUGCUAUCAUUCUUCUCAAUAUCGUCCCUAAGGGAGCAUGAGCAUGAGCAUGUUCAGCAGCUACUAUAUGCUCUUCUCUACAUUAGUGACCUUUCUUCUAUUCUUUAUAUCCCCCUUCGUUUAUGCUGUACAACCGACUGCGCCCAAGCCCAUCGAGGCUCCAUUGCGUGACCUGAAAUGGGGCCAGCUCAAUUUCCUUCACACCACAGAUACUCAUGGCUGGUUAGCUGGUCAUUUACAAGAGUAUGGCGCUGAAGUCUUCUUCGGAGCCAUUCCCAGGCCUUACUGAUUUCCAAUCCCUUAUAGACCGUCGUACUCCGCUGACUGGGGUGACUAUAUCUCCUUCGCUACCCGCAUGCGCGAGAAGGCAGAGUCUAUGGGUGUCGAUCUACUAGUCAUUGAUACCGGCGAUAG